CAACGAAAGAACCAGACGAAUCCAGCGAUUGUGAAUCAAAAGUGUAUAUCAAUACGAGUAGCUGUUCGUAAAACGCCCUAUCCAUUUUUUCCAGGGCUAGAUAAAUCGAAAGGAUCAUGUGGGGUGGCAACAGUAUGCAACCCGGCAUGGGAGGAGGUAGGUAGAUUGGCUAAAUCGAACCUGGUGGUUAGAUAUUGCUCGUUCGGUUCUGGGUGUUUUUCGACACAUUUAAAUAUGCCGCUGUUGAAUUGCUGCAUUUGUGUGCGGAAAGUUCUGGACGUGAUGAAAUGCGCUCCUGAUGUUUAUUUGUCGAUUAAAGCAAACGCCCUGUAUUCAUCUCACCGGUUUCCUUACCUCGCAUAAUUUAAUUUGAUGUUCCAGGUCAGCAACAACAAAAUCAAUUGAAGCAUGACAUUUUUGUCGGUAAUCUUGCCUUCAACACGACGGAGGAACAGCUGCACCAGACAUUUUCCGAGAUUGGCCGCGUGAUAAAGGUGCGAUUGGUUACCGAUGUGGAAACCGGCAAGCCAAGAGGGUUUGCCUUUGUCGAAUUCGAGGACCCGCAGGCGGCGCUUAGUGCGAUCCGAAACAUGAACGACUACGAACUAAACGGCAGGCGUUUGAGGGUCAACUUUAGCAAUAGCAGUCACUUGGAAGCUCUGGCUAGUAAACUCGGAAUGGACCUCUCCCAGCAUCAAAGUCGGCAGUCUUCAUCGUCCGCUGCAAAUAACAAUGCGACACAACAACCUCAUCAUAGUGCUGGCACCAACGCAGUAGCGGAUUCCCUGAAAACCAUGUCCAAGGGUGAAAUGUACGACAUUGUGGCAAAGAUGAAAGAAAUCGCUGAUCGAGACCCGGACGAAGCUCGUCGCCUCCUAGCCGGGCACCCACAAUUGCCCGAGGCUAUGCUAUUCAUCAUGAGUAAAUUAGAUAUGGUCCAAACUGCCCUGUCGGUCAAAUCUAGCAUGCCCCAGGCUGCUCCAAUGGGCAUUCAGUUGCCGGUCCCACCCACAAGAGUAGCCGACCCCCGAGCUAGGGCAUUGGAUCCCCGGGCCGCAGCUGCUGCUGCAUCGACGUCGUCUUCCUCGGGAAUGGGUUCUAUGGCGAGCGAUCCAAGAAGUGCAGUGACGCCGGUGGCCCCGCCCCGAGCAGAUCCGAGAGGUCGUGUGGAUCCCCGUGCGAGAGCAGCAGCCAUCCCUGCUCCUCCGAUGGCCCCACCACCGCGUCCCAAGUACGGGGUUCCUCCACCUCCGAUGCAGCCGCCACCUCCACCCUCUGCACCCGGUCUCGCCAAUCUAGAUCCGGCGCUGGUCCGACAGGUGAUGUCUCUCACGCCCGAAAUGAUUUCUCAGCUUCCUCCUCACAAACAACAAAGUAUAUUAGCCUUACGGCAACAAAUCAGUGGGUCUGGGAUGUAAUGUAUACUAGCAACAGAAAUAUAAUUCAACUUUCGCGUGCGGUUCGUUUUGCACUAGAAUUCAGGCACGGUGGUGAAACACGGCGGUCGAUACUUUUUUGUCGUAGCUGGUAUGUUGGUUGGUUUGUAAUAUGAAAACUAUACGAUUAAAAUAAAAA
Messenger RNA from Pseudo-nitzschia multistriata, 1575 nucleotides. The record is from the annotation of a GenBank genome assembly. Lineage: Eukaryota; Bacillariophyta; Bacillariophyceae; Bacillariales; Bacillariaceae.